AUGGGCCGCCGGGGGACGGCAGCUAGGCCAACUGCUGCUGCUGACACGGCCGGCCGGGUUUUCAAAUCGUUUCCAGGCCCUGUUUUCCUACAAGGCAGCCAAUGGCCGGGGCAGCCCGACAGUCACCUGAUGCCAGCCUGCUGGGCUGAGGGCCCAGGCCCUGCAACAGGGAGCAGCUGUGGCCAUGGAAACACCCACUGUGGCCCUAAAACAGAAGGAGAGCGAGCACGGGCGAGGCUCCUGGCCACCAGCAGCGAUGAUGACCUUCCCGGGGACCUGCAGUCGCUGUCGUGGCUCACAGCAGUGGAUGUGCCGCGGCUGCAGCAGAUGGCGAGUGGCCGUGUGGACCUGGGUGGCCCCAGUGCACCGCACCCACACCCAGGUGCCUUGGCCAGGGCAGCUGACCUGCACGUGGGAGCCACCCCAGGUGCCCUGCUCCACGGCCCGGCUGGCAUGGUCCCCCCAGUCAUGCUAGGUCUGGGCCCCAUCGCCAACCACGGAACCAGGAUGAACCAGAUCCCUGUGGGGGGCCAGCCCUCAUCCGGCCUGCAGGACGCCCCACAGCUCUACUCACCUGCCUCCCAAACACAGUUACCGCCCCCCCCAGGCACCCAGCAGUGCCCUCCCAUGGGCCUGUACAGCUCCCCGUUUGGAGCACGGCCUCCCUACCCCCAGCCCCGCAUGGCUGUCCAUUCAUCUCAGGAACUGCACCCCAAACACUACCCCAAGCCCAUCUACUCAUACAGUUGUCUGAUCGCCAUGGCCCUGAAGAACAGCAAGACAGGCAGCCUGCCUGUGAGUGAGAUCUACAGCUUCAUGAAGGAGCACUUCCCCUACUUCAAGACGGCUCCCGAUGGCUGGAAGAACUCAGUGCGACACAACCUGUCCCUGAACAAGUGUUUCGAGAAGGUGGAGAACAAGAUGAGCGGCUCCUCCCGCAAGGGCUGCCUGUGGGCCCUGAACCUGGCCCGCAUCGACAAGAUGGAGGAGGAGAUGUACAAGUGGAAGAGAAAGGACCUUGCCGCCAUCCACCGGAGCAUGGCCAACCCUGAGGAGCUGGACAAGCUGAUCUCGGACCGACCAGAAAGCUGCAGGAGGCCUGGGAACUCCGAGACCACCGUGCUGACUCAUGCUGCCACAGUGGCCAUGGCGCAUGGCUGCCUGGCUGUCUCCCAGCUCCCACCCCAGCCCCUGAUGACCCUGUCCUUGCAGUCAGUCCCCCUGCACCACCAGGUCCAGCCCCAGGCACAUCUGGCCCCAGACUCUCCCGCCCCGGCCCAGACCCCACCCCUGCACGCCCUGCCGGAGCUGAGCCCUAGCCCCCUGCCCCACCCUGCCCUGGGAAGGGCCCCCGUGGACUUCAUCAACAUCAGCACCGACAUGAGCACCGAGGUGGACGCCCUGGACCCCAGCAUCAUGGACUUUGCCCUGCAGGGGAACCUCUGGGAGGAGAUGAAGGAUGGGGGCUUCAGCCUGGACACCCUGGGGACCUUCGGAGACUCGCCCCUUGGCUGUGAGCUGGGGGCCUCGGGCCUGACCCCCAUCUCCGGCAGCAGCGACCAGUCCUUCCCAGACUUGCAGGUGACAGGUCUCUAUGCCACGUACUCGACCCCAGACAGUGUGGCCGCGGCAGCCACCACCUCCUCCUCCCAGUACCUGGGCGCCCCGGGGAACAAGCCCAUAGCCCUGCUUUGAGGUGCCGGCCUCACCUGCCCCCCAGCCCCUGGGCCCGGCAGAGAGCUCCUGGAGCCUGGUGUACCUGGAAGCAAGGCCUCUUACACCCUGUUGGCGCCCCUGGCCCCCUCACACCUCCACAGGAGGUCUUUUGGGGCCUCCCCAAGUCAGAAGGACAGAGGAGAGUGGACAGGCGCGCCAGCUUCCCCCGACCCCAAUGCUCCUCCCAGAGAGUGACAUCUGAGAACAAGAUUUCUCCGGCCUGCAUCCCCGCCAGGCUCCUGAAAUGACCUGCAACCCCCUUUGAGAUGGGACGCGUUGGUGCACCAUGGAAACUCCUCCAGUGGGGAGGCUCUUGAAUUUAUUCCUCUGGGACUGAGCAUCCACCUCAGCCCCCAGAGCCCAGGCCCCGAGGCCUGGAGCAGAACUGGCCGAGUGGCCAGCUUCCCUUGGCCUGGCCUGGGCUGAACUCCGAGGCGGGCGCCCGCCCCCGACCCUCCAGGCCCGCUCCUCCUGCAGGGAGAGAUCCCUGUGCCAUGCCGGGCCCUGGGCCCCCGUGUGCAUUUAUUUAUAUUUAUUGGAGCCCCUCUGCACCAUCUCUUCGAAACUGGCCCGCGGCCUCUGGAAUGAGAGUCCCCGGUCCCUGCCUGCAUCCUGGUAGCCCUAACUCCCAAAUUUCUCCAGGACAUCAUGACUCCAACUGGCUCUUAAGCCCUUUUGCAGCCUUGGGCUGCUUUUUAGAACAGAAAGCACUUUGGAUACUAUGGAACAUCCUCUUUUUCUAAAUUGGAGACCAGAGACGUUUCUAGCCGCUGGGUCAUGACUUGGAUCUCUUCCCACACGCACCUGGGAGGAGAGGUGCCCUACAUCGCUCCGGGCUCGGGGGCUUUCUAAGGGCAGAUCGGGAUGGGAACGGGAAGAAUGGCGGGGGCCAUUUGUGCUGAAAUUUAAGAUACUUGUGAUGGAAAAAGCAAACGGAACCAUGUAAAGCUUGCCCCACGCGGUGAGGGAGGGCUGACAAAGCUGCAAUGCAGAGUAUUUAUUGGCACUUGGUUGCCUAUUCAUUGCCCUAUGGCCAUUUUUAUGUAUUUUUCUUUUUUUUCUCUCGUUACCAAUUACUGAUUUUGCAAGUGGCGGAUUCUGCAGACAGCGGGUUGGAGGAGGGACAGGAGCCUGGGUCAGCGGGGACAAGAGAAGGUAACUCGGGACCUUCCAGCCCAGUCGAUGCCGAGAAACUGCAGUGGUGGAUCAGACCACUGUCCUCUCUUGACCAACCAGGCAUUUGGCUCCUGUGUCUGGGCAUUCCCAAACCCAAGGGCCAGAACUUUCCUCAGCCAGCCGCCUGGAGGGCUCAAGGUUGGGGCUUGUCUCAAAGGACCAUCUUUAUUUAAGUACUUGCUACUUAAUUCUGGAACUUUCUGCCGAGCAGCCAUCAUCUUUAGACACAGCCUGGUGUUGCCCAUCUGAGCAGGACCGCUCAGCGGCUUUGUGUGAUGUGAACCCCCCGACAAGUUAAGAUGUUUGAGUUGUUGUUAAUGAAGACCCCACAUUCGGGUGACGCCAAGACUCUGUGAGAGUAGUGUUGAAUAACUGUUUUUUGUCAAUAAAGGCUGAAUGGCAG
Leptonychotes weddellii (Weddell seal) is the source of this 3295-nucleotide messenger RNA. Lineage: Eukaryota; Metazoa; Chordata; Mammalia; Carnivora; Phocidae. The record is from RefSeq and is a predicted model, not a curated record.